This is a messenger RNA of Chelmon rostratus (copperband butterflyfish), 1005 nucleotides long. RefSeq names its product transcription factor Maf-like. The transcript has 2 exons. The record is from RefSeq and is a predicted model, not a curated record. The coding region runs from base 1 to 1005 and encodes 334 amino acids. Gene Ontology annotation, cellular component: nucleus. Gene Ontology annotation, biological process: regulation of transcription by RNA polymerase II. Gene Ontology annotation, molecular function: RNA polymerase II cis-regulatory region sequence-specific DNA binding; DNA-binding transcription factor activity, RNA polymerase II-specific. Lineage: Eukaryota; Metazoa; Chordata; Actinopteri; Chaetodontiformes; Chaetodontidae.
AUGGCAUCAGAGCUGGCAAUGAGCAACUCCGACCUGCCCACCAGUCCCCUGGCCAUGGAAUAUGUUAAUGACUUCGAUCUGAUGAAGUUUGAAGUGAAAAAGGAGCCGGUGGAGCCCGAUCGCAGCAUCAGCCAGUGCAGCCGCCUGGUCGCCGGGGGAUCCCUAUCUUCCACCCCGAUGAGCACGCCUUGCAGCUCGGUUCCCCCCUCUCCAAGCUUCUCGGCGCCCAGUCCGGGAUCAGGGAGCGAGCAGAAGGCUCACUUGGAGGAUUUCUACUGGAUGACCGGAUACCAACAGCAGUUGAACCCCGAGGCUCUGGGCUUUAGCCCGGAGGACGCCGUAGAGGCGCUGAUCAGCAGCAGUCACCAGCUCCAGACCUUCGAUGGCUAUACCAGAGGGCAGCAGUACGGCGGCGCAGCGGGGGCAGGAGGCGCCAUGGCCGGGGAGGAGAUGGGAUCAGCGGCCGCCGUGGUGUCCGCGGUUAUCGCUGCAGCUGCAGCUCAGAACGGGGCUCCCCACCACCACCAUCAUCACCACCACCACCACCACACAGGGGCACACCACCCCUCCUCCGGGUCUCAGUCCGGCGGCGGCGCGGGGGGAAACCACCAGCACUUGCGCUUGGAAGAUCGGUUCUCGGACGAGCAGCUGGUGACCAUGUCGGUGCGGGAAUUGAACCGGCAGCUCCGGGGGGUCAGCAAGGAAGAGGUGAUCCGGCUGAAACAGAAGAGGAGGACGCUAAAGAACAGAGGCUAUGCCCAGUCCUGCCGGUACAAGCGGGUCCAGCAGCGGCACGUCCUGGAGGGGGAGAAGACGCAACUCAUACAGCAGGUGGACCACCUCAAGCAGGAGAUCUCCCGGCUGGCCAGGGAGAGGGACGCCUACAAGGAGAAAUACGAGAAGCUGAUCAGCACCGGCUUCAGAGAAAACGGAGGAUCCAGCAGCGACAACAACCCCUCAUCCCCGGAGUUUUUCAUGACAUCAAGAAAAUUCCUCCAUCUGUGA